AUGGCCAAGAACAUUUCACAAAAGCAAACACUUGAUGAUGUAGACGACAGAAUCAUUAUCAAGAAUCUGCGUGUAACAACAACAGUUGGAUUGGAUCAAUGGCGUCGUGAACAGCCCCAGCCAGUUGUCAUGCAUGUGUCCAUGCGAAACAAUGUACGAAUUGCUGGAACAGAAGACGAUUUGAACUCCACAAUUCAUUAUGGAAUUGCCUCAAAGAUAUUGAAAGCCGCCGUCGAAGCGAGAACUUUUGGUAGCUUACGAGAACUGGCUGACUUCGUGGGUGACACUUGCUCUCACAAGGAAAUUGACGCUCGUUUUGUCGAGAUGGAGCUCACAAAACCAAAGUCAGUGCUUCGAUCCGACGCCGGCGUUUCAUAUAAAGCAAUUCGAACAAGCAAAUCCACCGGAUCCUUAUCUUCUGAGCAAGAGCACCAUCCUGAUCGAGUCGUUCUACGAGAACUACAAGUGCCGGCUAUCAUUGGCGUUCACCCAUUUGAGCGUGCUGAAAAGCAACGUGUCGUGAUGCAUGUUUCCUUCGAAUGCAACUCAAAUGAUCAAGUGAGACAUGUCGAAAACAUUGCCCGCACAAUCUCAGAGCAUGUCGAACAAACCAGUUUCCUGACCAUUGAAGCACUGGUACUUGACGUCGCUCGCUUGCUGUGUGAUAAAGUAGACGUCGAUAAUGUGCGAGUGACAGCGGAGAAACCAAGUGCAAUCACAUUUGCUGACGCUUCUGCAGUCAGUGUUGAGCGUAGUAAAGCCUACUUUGCGCUUGAAAAGGCACUUUCAACGCCGCAAGUUGUUGACACGACUGAUCGGAUUUGCUAUGUGUCAUUUGGAAGCAACGUGGGAGAUCGUUUCGGCAUGAUUCAGGCUGCUCUCAAAAGAUUACGUUCUAAAAUGACAGUGCUUGAUGUAUCACCAAUGUUUGAGACUCGUCCCAUGUAUGUUACUGAUCAACCUGUAUUCUUAAACGGCGUUUGCAAGGUUAAGACAAACCUGCCACCAAUAGAGUUACUCAACAUUUGUCAAUCUAUUGAAAAUGAACUUGGUCGCGUCAAAUUGGUGGACAAAGGACCCCGAUGCAUCGACCUAGAUUUGGUAAUGCUUGAGGAUGGGACCCUUGUUGACAACGAGCGACUUCACAUUCCCCAUCUCUUAAUGCACGAACGGGCAUUUGUGCUUCGGCCGCUGUUGUGUAUUGCACCAGACUUAGUUCAUCCUCGAACUGGUGUUCCACUUGUUCAUUACCUGAAAGAUUGCGACGAAACUGGCGUUCAUGCUUAUCGUCCAUACCUCAAGGGAAGUGAGCAAACAGACGCCUGCGUUAUUAUGGGAAUUCUGAAUGUAACACCGGACUCAUUUUCUGAUGGCGGCGAGUGCACGCUGGACAGUAUUGUCGAGAAAGCCAAGGCCAUGGUCGAGAAGGGUGCUCGUAUCUUGGACAUUGGAGGACAGUCAACGCGUCCUGGUGCACAACUCGUACCUGCCGAAGCAGAAGCCAACCGUGUAAUUCCUGCCAUUCAAGCUCUUCGUUCUGCCGGGAUAACCACGACCAUUAGCGUCGACACAUAUUCAUCUCAAGUUGCCAAGCAGGCAAUUUCUGCCGGGGCCGAUGUUAUAAAUGAUGUUACGGCUGGGCAAGCGAGUCCUGAUAUGCUUUCCUUGGCGGCUGAUCUUGGCGUACCUAUUUGCUUAAUGCACAAUCGCGGCAAUGUUGCUCGCAUGCAUAGCCAUGAGACAUACGACGGCAAUGUUGUAACCAGUGUACGUGAAGAACUUGCACAGGCAGUGCAACGUGCUAUCGAUGCGGGCAUCCCUCGUUACAACAUUAUUCUUGAUCCCGGAUUUGGAUUUUCCAAAGAUGCUAAGCAAAACAUCGAGUUGCUCUCGCACCUCCAAGAUUUGAUACGUACACCCGGUUUCCGUGAUCUUGCCUGGCUUUCGGCACCCAGUCGUAAGCGUUUCGUCGGUGUCUACUCUGGCGAGACAAGCAAUGACCCAAAGCGCCGGACCUGGGGUACUGCUGCUGCUAUUACUACCAGUGUCCUUCAAGGAGCCAAUAUAGUCCGUGUGCAUGAUGUGGAUGAAAUGGCUCAAGUUGUCGCCUUUGCGAAUGCCGUCCAGAAAAGCAACAGCCAUUAA
This is a messenger RNA of Schizosaccharomyces japonicus yFS275, 2145 nucleotides long. RefSeq names its product dihydropteroatesynthase/2-amino-4-hydroxy-6-hydroxymethyldihydropteridinediphosphokinase/dihydroneopterinaldolase. The transcript has a single exon. Gene Ontology annotation, molecular function: 2-amino-4-hydroxy-6-hydroxymethyldihydropteridine diphosphokinase activity; dihydroneopterin aldolase activity; dihydropteroate synthase activity. Lineage: Eukaryota; Fungi; Ascomycota; Schizosaccharomycetes; Schizosaccharomycetales; Schizosaccharomycetaceae. The record is from RefSeq and is a predicted model, not a curated record. Gene Ontology annotation, biological process: folic acid-containing compound biosynthetic process; tetrahydrofolate biosynthetic process; pteridine-containing compound metabolic process. Bases 1 to 2145 code for a protein of 714 amino acids.